Henningerozyma blattae CBS 6284 is the source of this 1713-nucleotide messenger RNA. It is a transcript of the gene RTF1, whose product is annotated as RNA polymerase-associated protein. The record is from RefSeq and is a predicted model, not a curated record. Gene Ontology annotation, cellular component: Cdc73/Paf1 complex. Gene Ontology annotation, molecular function: RNA polymerase II C-terminal domain phosphoserine binding; DNA binding. Lineage: Eukaryota; Fungi; Ascomycota; Saccharomycetes; Saccharomycetales; Saccharomycetaceae. Bases 1 to 1713 code for a protein of 570 amino acids. The transcript has a single exon.
AUGUCUGAUAUUGAUGAAGAUUUAUUAGCUUUGGCUGGUGCUGAUGAAGAAGAAGAGGAAGAUACCUUAAUGGUAUCUUCAAAGAAAAGAGCAAGAAACAAUGAUUCCUCUUCAAAGAGAAGAAAAAUAGAAGUUGAUAAUGAAGAUGAAGAAGAAGAGGAUGAUUAUAAUCCUGUCUUUAAUGAAGACAAUAAUCAAUCCACAUAUAAUACCAUGGAUGGAGAAAGGGAAGAGCCAAAUCCGUUUCCUCUAGAGGGCAAAUAUAAAGAUGAAGAUGACCGUGAAAAGAUUGAGUCAAUGCCAGAAAUGGAACGUGAAACGUUGCUAUUUGAAAGAUCUCAGAUCAUGCAAAAAUACCAAGAACGUAAGAUGUUUAGAGAACGUAGUAGGAAACAGAUGUCACUAAAUAACAACAGUAAUCUCACUGGACAAAAGACUAGAACAUCUACAAGAGUAACUCAUACCACAGGGUUGUCUGAUGCAAAAUCCUCAAAAUUAUCUCAAUUAAAAAGACAAAGAGAAAGAAGAAAUAAGGGCCAAAGCAACUAUAGUGAUGAAGAUGAAUACGAAGAUGAAUACGAAGAUGAUUUAGAACAAGAAUAUAAAUCGAGCGGUAGUGAUUAUGAUGAAAAUGAAGCUGCUGAAGAAGAAGAAGAUGAUUAUGACUUGUACGGAUCCAAGACAAAAUACAAUCAUCGUGGGUCUGAAGAAGACGAUGAUGAUGAUGUGAAAUGGGCAGAGGAUAUUGAUCGUGAAUCUAAUGUCCAGGAUUUUAACAAAAUUAAAAUUGGUCGUUCAUUUGCCUUUAAAUUUUGCUUCUAUCCUGAUUUUAAUGAUAUAGUCAAAAAUUGCUAUGCCAAAGUCAAUGUAAGUGAUGAUAGACAUAAACCAGUAUAUCGUAUGGUUAAGAUUGAAAAAGUAUUUUUAGACAAACGCCCUCAUGAUAUGGGUAAAUUUUUCACAAAUCAAUGUUUUGGUGUUACUCAGGGGAAUAAUCGUAAAGUUUAUUCAAUGAAAUAUUUUAGUGAUAGUCCUAUUACUCAUGCAGAAUUUGACAGGUAUAUAAGGACGUUGGAACAUGACCAUAUCACUAGACCUUCAGUGUAUGCUAUUAAUAACAAAUUUAAGGAAAUCACUGCUUUUACUACUGAACCUUUAACUGAUAAAUUGACGGAUCAAAUAGUACGUAAUAGAAUGCGUUUUAAUAAGAAAUUAUCAGGAACUAAUGCUGUUUUAGAAAAGACCGUCCUAAGAGGGAAAUUACAAUUUGCAAAGGAGACUGGAAAUGAAAGAGAUGUCACAAAAUAUUCUGCUCAAUUAAGAAAUUUGGAAAAGAGAUUAUCACUUUAUGAAAAGCAUCAUGAAAAUGAUCAAACAGGUGCCAAGAAAUUGGGUCAGUUAACUUCUAGAAAUAGAAAGCUGAAUAUGGAUAAGGCUAGAAAUGUUGAACAUAAAAAGGUUGAAUUAGCUGGAUUUGAUGCUAAAGCUGAUCCAUUUAGUAGAUUAAAAACAAGAACUAAAAUUUAUUACCAAGAGAUUCAAAAAGAAGAAAAUGAAAAGGCUCAAGAGCUAGCUCAUAAAAAGCAAUUAGAAGAGGAUGCUGAAGCCAAAGCUCAAUCUGAAAAAGAACAAUUAUUAGCUGAGUUUAAGUGUUUAGGAGGUUUAGAAAAAAUGGUUGGUAGUUUAAAUUUCAAAUUUGAUUUCGAUAUAUAA